AGAGAGCAGCUACACACUACCUACUCACAGCCUGAAAAAAAAUACUCCCUGACCGUCGCAAAACCUAGUGAUAGUCUAUCUAGGCUGCAGUUUACGCAACUCGAACGCUCAAAACUGUAGUCACGGUAGGGAGCUGACAGAGUUGUAGAACACAGCCUGAGUGUUUGUGAAUGGGAGUGGCCGAGACUGCUUGAAUCGUGAUUACGACGACCUUUUGCACAAGAGAGACAAUCCUGACCACAUCUACUUCGGAUUUAUCGAAAUAUCAGCAAUCGAUCUAAUUCAAGAUGUUUUACACCUGUGGUCCCAAUGAGGCUAUGGUGAUCUCAGGAUGUGGUCGCUCUCCUCCCCUGAUGAUUGCUGGUGGAAGAGUGUUUGUUAUUCCCUGCUUUCAGCAAAUCCAGCGGAUCUCUCUCAAUACACUGACUCUGAAUGUAAAGAGUGAAAAGGUUUACACCAGGCAUGGAGUGCCGAUCUCCGUGACUGGCAUUGCCCAGGUGAAGAUUCAGGGUCAGAAUAAAGAAAUGCUGGCUGCAGCCUGUCAGAUGUUCAUGGGGAAGUCUGAGAUUGAGAUUGCUAAUAUUGCCCUGGAAACCCUUGAGGGACAUCAGAGAGCCAUUAUCGCCCACCUGACUGUGGAGGAGAUCUACCAGGACCGUAAGAAGUUCUCAGAGCAGGUGUUUAAGGUAGCUUCCUCUGACCUGGUCAACAUGGGGAUCGGUGUUGUCAGCUACACGCUCAAAGAUGUGCAUGACGAUCAGGGUUAUCUAAUCUCGCUGGGUAAAGCUCGUACUGCUCAGGUGCAAAAAGACGCUCGUAUCGGUGAAGCUCAGUUCAAGAGAGAUGCCGUCAUCAGGGAGGCUCACGCCAUGCAGGAGAAGGUCUCUGCUCAGUAUGUAAAUGAAAUUCAGAUGGCUAAAGCACAAAGAGACUUUGAGCUGAAGAAAGCAUCCUAUGACUAUGAGAUCAACACCAAGAAGGCAGAGUCUGAAAUGGCCUAUCAGCUUCAGGUGGCCAAGACUAAGCAGCGUAUCGAGGAGGAGAAGAUGCAGGUUCAGGUUGUGGAGCGUACGCAGCAGAUCACUUUACAGGAGCAGGAGAUCACCCGCAGGGAGAAGGAACUGGAGGCCAAGGUCCGGAAACCAGCUGACGCUGAGAGAUACCGUAUUGAGAAGAUUGCUGAGGCAGAACGGCUUCAGUUGAUCAUGGAGGCAGAAGCUGAGGCAGAGUCCAUCAGAAUGAGGGGAGAGGCACAGGCCUUUGCGCUGGAGGCGAAGGGUCGGGCUGAAGCCGAGCAGAUGGCCAAAAAGGCAGAAGCUUUUAAACAGUACAAAGAGGGAGCCAUGGUGGACAUGCUGCUGGAGAAACUCCCGCUGAUGGCAGAAGAGAUCAGCAGGCCACUCUGUGAAUCUAAGAAGAUCACCAUGGUGUCCAGCGGUGGGUCAGAAGUGGGUGUUGCAAAGCUGACUGGAGAAAUUCUGGAAAUCAUGACUCGUCUGCCGAGCGCGGUGGAGAAACUAACUGGAGUGAAAAUCUCACAGGUUACCUCACCUGCUGGUUUAACCCGAAUGGGCUAAUGGAGUUGGAGUCAGAUGAAGAAGGAAUCAAGUCUGAUCAGCUCUGCUUGUGGAUCUCAGCUCUUCGUGUGUGCAUGCAUGUGUGCAUGCCUGUGUUUGUACUGAACUUAAAACAUUGAGGUCAUUUUUUUUGUAAUCAUCCAUUUGUAACAUUCAGUUUUUAUAUUCUAUUUUGUGAAUUUUAUGGUUUUAUCACAUUAUAUUAUAAUUUUACACAUUAAUUAGGUGAACUACAUCAUCUACUCUAGAGCCUCUAUUAAUAGUGAAUAUUCAGGGAAGUAGGGUUGGUCUUUUCAUUUUUGAAUAGUUUCUGUAUUUUAGAGCCAAAUGCCCGUUGAGUCUGGUUCAGUUCCUUUCUGAAACCAAAGUGCAUUCUAGACCAAUGCAUGUAAAUUCACCUUAAGUGCAUUACCGAAGCCAUAGUCCGCAUGCACAAUGCCUUCCGUAUCCAGACACUGAAAUGUGAUGCUUUAUUCUUGCCGCUUUACACCUCUUUGAUACUUAUGUUCUGAGAAUAUAUUGUCCGGUGUUUUAAUACUUUUUCUUUUCACCAGUGGCACUGAAGUUUGGAGACAUUUUGAAAAAGUUUUUUGUUGUUAAUCAGGCCACUUUUUCUUAAACAGGUCUGUGUGCUCAGGUAAGUGAUUUUUUACAGCAAGUUGAAAUUUGAAAAGGAAGAAGGGGGUGUGAAGUGAGUGCCGCAAAAAUCUGAUGAUUUUUGAAGUUGAUGAACAAACAGGAAAAAGAAGAAGAGAAAACUAGGUUAGGUUUUUAACGCAGGCUGCAAGCAUGUCUUUGUGCCCACAGAAACUCAAGUGAAGGCUGAUUGUGGUUCCAUUUCUCGUUUCAUUUUCCAAUGAUUGCAAAAAAUAAAUAAAUAAAUAAUUAAAAAAAUUACUGUUUUGGUUUUACCAUGCUGCUGUGUACUUCACACUAAAAUUGACUUAACAUUAUUAGAGAUAAAUCUAUGCAUCUCUAGUUUACGCCUUCAAAGUGCCUCAAUAAAUAGCGACAUAUACCGUAACUGACAGCACCCUGCUCUGAUCUUUAGUGUUUCAGCAACAGGAACAGAACUGUGAUGUGUCAUGUGAUACUUUCUAGACCUAAUGACUAAUUUCAUUUAGAAUGUUACUUUUUUUGCCAUUAGUUUGUUUUCAUUGGCUUAAACCCUUGUUUAUGUAUUUAACAAACUUACCCAAUAUUUGCCUUAUUGUAUGUUCAAUGUUGAAGUAGAUAUGUUGCCUUCAAUUGUAGAUCUAUAUAUAUCCAGGCUGAGAUUUAUACAUAUGAUUAUACAAGUACCUACUGUUUAAUAAAACCAAUAAACUAUUAGCAUGUGUUCUACUUUAAAA
Messenger RNA from Pimephales promelas (fathead minnow), 2929 nucleotides. RefSeq names its product flotillin 1b (gene flot1b). Gene Ontology annotation, biological process: regulation of receptor internalization; positive regulation of cell-cell adhesion mediated by cadherin; positive regulation of cell junction assembly. Gene Ontology annotation, molecular function: protease binding. Gene Ontology annotation, cellular component: cytoplasmic vesicle; plasma membrane; flotillin complex. The record is from RefSeq and is a predicted model, not a curated record. NCBI's taxonomy places the organism in Eukaryota, Metazoa, Chordata, Actinopteri, Cypriniformes, Leuciscidae.